This is a messenger RNA of Menidia menidia (Atlantic silverside), 384 nucleotides long. Lineage: Eukaryota; Metazoa; Chordata; Actinopteri; Atheriniformes; Atherinopsidae. The record is from the annotation of a GenBank genome assembly.
AUGGCUUCAGCUGACUCUCUUCCGCGGUUUGGCCAGUCUGUUAAGUGUUUGUUAUCCGACAAAGUUGGGUUUUGCAGCGGGGAUGUGAUCGCACUGACCCGCCAGGUGCUGAAAGGAUCGCGUAGUCAAGAGGUAAAACAAUAUCAGAAAUCUUACCUUAUUUCUACCUUCACUUUGCGUCUUCGUCUUAGCACUAAAGACCGGAAACUUCACAGAACAGAUUCUCUUUCCAAAAUAAAAGCCUUACGAGGCUAUCCAGAAGAAUCCAGAAAGAUGGGAGAAAAAGGGGUUGUGUCCUGUCCUUUACUCUUACUCCUCCUCAUCAUCAUCCUCAUCAUGGCAGUGGGUGAUCUCCUGUGGAGCUUGAGGGAAGAAAUGGGCUGA